UCUUCUAAUUACAUCAACAAAUAAGACCAUUCUGGGCUCUCUCCCCCUGUAAUAUUAUGUCAAAUCCCCCUAAAUUUUCUGCACAAACAAAACAAAAACUGAUUCAAUCCACAAGAAUUCAUGGUCAUGAGUCCUUUCAUCUGUGGCAGUGCCAAUUUUCUUGAAGAAGAUAAAGAAGAGAAACCAUGGAGUAGUCUUCCUUCAACACCAAGAAAAACAAGCAGCCCCAAGCACAGCUUUUGCAAGAAGAACAGCUUUUGCAAUAAGAACAGCAGCAACAACAACAACAUCAGGGAUAGCAAGAACCCGUAUUCAACUCGCGGGCUUGACAAGUUCUCCGCACUUCUUGCUGAAUUGGAGGAGAAGAGGCAGAGGAUUUACUCACAAGUAGAUUCAAAAGAUGUUUCUUUUGUCAGGUUUGUGUACUCCAAUGAGAAUGAUUGUAUUCCAAUCGUUGUCAAAUUGAAGGAAAACCAAACAGAGACAGAGAAAGAGAAGAAGAAACCCAAUAAGAACAGAGAAGCUAAGCACGAUUUAGAAAUCCCAGAUCAUAAAUCUCAAGCAGAGCCAAUAGUUACAGCAGCCGUUGAAGAGGUCAACAAGCCAUCAAAAUUGGAACCAAAGGAGGUGGAGAAGAGGAGGCUUAAAUGGAGCAGUAGUGUUUUAAGAUUACAGAAAUGGAGAAGGCCUUCUUAUUAUCUUCCAGUGGCAAUACUACUGAUUUUGCUCUUCUUGGCUCUAUUUGGGAGAUCUUUUGCAAUACUCUGCACCUCUCUUGGAUGGUACAUAGUGCCUACCUUGACCAGUUCUGAUUCAAAAAGGCCUGCAAAGAAUAACAAGAAGGUGUAUGUAAGAAGAUUCAGUGAGAAUAAGAUGGCCAUUGAUGGGUUAUCUUCUCCUAAGAAGAACAAUCCUGGAGCUGUGAAAGACAAAUCACCGCCGCGUAAACAUGGACAUCAAAAGAGCUGGUGAACUUUAAGGAUCUGAAGUCUCUGUUCCCUUCAUUCUUUUUUUCUUUUUGUUGGGUUUGGUUUUGGGGUUAAAGACUUGAACUAACCCCUUGUGUAGAUAGAUUCUGGUUAAGAAAUUUGAGUUCAUGUUGGGUUUGGGUUGAAGAUUCAAUCUUUCCUUUGACAUGUUCUGUAAUUGUACAUUAUUAUUGACAAAUAUGGGUUGAUUUAGAUUAUUAGGGAGACCAAAACCCAUGUUGGCAUGCAUGUCUUGUUUGGUUUUGUGAAAUUUCAGUGGAGUUGAUUCAUUCAA
This is a messenger RNA of Tripterygium wilfordii, 1263 nucleotides long. RefSeq lists its product as uncharacterized. NCBI's taxonomy places the organism in Eukaryota, Viridiplantae, Streptophyta, Magnoliopsida, Celastrales, Celastraceae. The coding region runs from base 121 to 972 and encodes 283 amino acids. The record is from RefSeq and is a predicted model, not a curated record. The transcript has a single exon.